Molecule: messenger RNA, 781 nt
Organism: Cynara cardunculus var. scolymus (artichoke)
Lineage: Eukaryota; Viridiplantae; Streptophyta; Magnoliopsida; Asterales; Asteraceae
Exons: 1
Coding region: 31-684 (217 amino acids)
Source: RefSeq, a predicted model, not a curated record
ACGGUUUAAGAUAUCGAAGAUCAGCGAACCAUGGAGUAUGACGAGACCAAAGCUCUCAGGGCCAAAGAGGUAGCUGAGAGAAAAUUCAUGGAACAAGAUUAUGCUGAAGCAAAUCUUUUUGCCAAAAAAGCAAGAGACCUGUGUCCGUGGCUUAAUUCUAUAUCGAUCUUGAUCACCGUUAUUGAUAUAUAUUGUGCAAAAGAGGAAGUCGUAAAUGGCCAAUCAGGUUGGCAUAAGGUUCUCAAGCUGGAAGGAUCUGCUAAUGUUGCCAAAAAAUGCGAAAAUUUCUGUAGCCUAGUUGAGAUUGUUCAAGCUGGCAGAAACACUGUGGUUGGUGCUGAAGGAGCCUUGCAAAUUCUUUCAGAGGCUUUUUGCAACGUGACUCGUUCAUUUUGGACCAAGUGUUCCGGGUGCCAGUAUCGGUUCCAAUACGCCAGUUUUAGAGCCUACACGGAGCUUGUGUGCAUAAACUGUAGCGAGUGUUUUGUUGCUGUGCCGCUCUCUUCUGGGUUCCACCCUACAAAUCAAAGAACAAUGUCUCAUUUCAGGCGGAGUGAUCAAGAUACGACAAGUGUGGUUCUUGCAUUAAAUGCAAUCAAAUCCAAGGGGAAGAGGAAGAAGAAAGAUGAGGGCGAGUCGUCGAGUAAGGCAUCCGAGUUUGAAAAAGAUGGUAUGAAGCUUUGAAGCUUGUAAAUCCAGGUUUAAUGGUGAUUUUGUGCACUGUUAGUCCUUUGUAAGAGUGAUGUGCUUCAAAAGUUGAAAUUGGUACUGAAAUUUAUGG